Molecule: messenger RNA, 1305 nt
Organism: Paraglomus brasilianum
Lineage: Eukaryota; Fungi; Glomeromycota; Glomeromycetes; Paraglomerales; Paraglomeraceae
Source: the annotation of a GenBank genome assembly
AUGGCGGAAGUACUUAAUAACACUCACACAAACAGCAGCCUUUCAGAUAAAAUCCGGAUAUUCAUCCGCUCUCCUACCAUCUCGUUGGCCGACGACUUUUCCAUACUCACCACGCCUGAAUCUACCGUUCUCUCCUUAAAGCAAACCAUCCAUGAAAGAGUCCCUCAGAAACCUAGUGUUAGCAAUCAAAAGUUAAUAUAUAGAGGCCGUCUGCUCAAUGAUUCAGAUCGUAUUGUUGAUCUCUUGGGAGACGGGAUGUCGAGUGAUCAGAUAUUUCAUUUAGUUGUAAAACCAAGUGUAAGUCGGGCAACAGUAUCAGCAGGCCUAUAUCAAGAACAGUCUUCAAUGAGACGCCGACGUCAGCAAUCUGACAGUACUGCGAGCAGGGAACUUGCCUCUUCGUCAGGUUUGGAGGCUAGUCAGCCUGCUGCAGGCGUGAGCUAUGAAGGAAUGCCACUUGGCGCCGAGGUACCUUUAAUACAGAACCCUGUUCUCAAUUUUCCAGACGCUACACAGUUGUCCUUUGGUCAAACAUUUGCAGCAGUUUCGCAAGGUGGAGUUCAGCAAGCUGUAAUAAAUUACCCGAUACAAAUGCCAUUUGGAUAUCCCAUGCACUAUGUGUUGAUAAAUGGGCUGCCUUAUUUAAUGCCAAUUAUGUAUCCAUAUCCUGUUAUUCAACCACAACCAGUUGCCUCCCAUGCACAGCCUGCGAUUGUUCAACAACCAGCGGAGGCUAUGCAAGAUGGAAAUGUUCGUUUGCAGCGUAGACGGCACAACUUUGCACUUAUUUUCAAGCUGGGACUGUUUAUAUAUAUAUUUGCACACGACGCUAGUCCAGAACGAUUGAUUCUGCUGCAUUUGUUAGCCUUUGUUAUUUACUUGUAUCAAACCGGCCGAUUGCGUAUUGUACGAAGGCGAAGGAUAGUUGUACCAAAUGAUGCGUUCCCGCCCCAGCCACCACAAGUUCCUAAUAUAAUACCAAACGAUCCGGCACUUUACCAAGCAGCUUUUGCGCAACCGAACCCAAAUAACUUUCCUACCGGUUCAUCAAACCCUCAAACGCAUACAGGUCAACCAGAGGCUUCCUCCUCUUCCUCCUCAACUCAAGCUCGUGCAACUACAACUAUGAAUGCUGACAACAGCGCGGUAGCUCCUGGAGCAUCAAACACCACAAAUGCGUCUCCAGCAGCGAUUAAUAACAGACGGUUCACAAUGAGAGAUCUUGAACAUGCGGUCUAUACUUUCCUGACGUCUUUGGUACCUACAGCCAAUCCGGAUCCUCCCCAGGAAGAAAUGGGAAUUUGA